Molecule: messenger RNA, 1119 nt
Organism: Chara braunii
Lineage: Eukaryota; Viridiplantae; Streptophyta; Charophyceae; Charales; Characeae
Source: the annotation of a GenBank genome assembly
UGCGACUGCCAGGCGGAAUGAUCUGCGCGAAAGAGACGCUUGCUGAAGUUCUGCAACCAAGGUCGGUCUUCAAGGUCGAAGAGAGCGCAUGCACGGACGCGGAAGGGGAAGAGGGCGGUGGUCAGGCUGUAGAUGCUACAAGAUGGAGUUCCCUGCACGAAUGCAAACUCCGUCGACGCAAGUCGCAGCAACAGCAGCACAGACCACACAACCUCAAGGCGCUACUCCAACAUCAACUAUCGUACCAAUGGCACCACCUAUGGUGCACCCGAUGGCGCAGCCAGUGCCUGUACCUUUCUAUCAGCCGGGAUAUUAUCCACCCCCAUAUGGGUGGCAAGGCGGAUGGAAUCAAUCAGGCGUGGCGCGCCCGCCGUCGACGAACAAGUUCCCUGAACCAGGAAAUCGAGCCUGGUUCACCAAGGAACACCUCAAGCUAAUAGAAAAGUGGAAGGCGUGUGAAUCGAGUGAGGAGAGUCGAAAGAGCGAGAAGGGGGAAUCAAGUGGAGGAAGCAAAAGCAACAAGAAAGGAAGAGGGAGUACGGAAUCGAAAAGCAGCGAGGAGCGACUGAAGUCGUGGAUCUCCAGCACAUUCGGGACAUCGCUGAACAAGAUCUCCGAGAAACUGGACGAGAUCGAGGCGAAGACCAAGGCGAAAGGGAAGGCCGGAGGAUCGGAUGAAAAAGGAGAUGGGAAGAAUGAGAUGGGAAGCCACGAAAAGAGAAAGAGAGGAGUAAACUCCCCAGCACUAAGCAAGGCGAAGGUGAGAUCAAGGACAAGAAAUGGAAGAGAUGCAGUAAUAGUACGGCAACCGAGAAUCAACAUCUCCUCGGAUGACGAAGACGAGAAGGCCAAGGUCCGCACAAAUUGUGGCAUCGACGUCAAGCACGAGUUUGAAGGGAACGGCGGAAACAAUAACUUAGAUGAGAUCCUGACCCUGCUAGGAGCACUAGCAGAAAAAGGAAAAGAGGGGACGUGAAGGCGAACAAAUGGAAGGAGUAAGAGAGAGGGAGGAGAGAGAAAGAGAAAUCGAGAAAAAAAGGAAAAGAGAGAAGGAGAAAAAAGAAAAGAGGGGGAAAGGAAAAACUCUGUCAGAGAGUGAAACAAAAACCGACACAAAAG